Emiliania huxleyi CCMP1516 is the source of this 309-nucleotide messenger RNA. RefSeq lists its product as hypothetical. The annotation marks the transcript as partial. The record is from RefSeq and is a predicted model, not a curated record. The transcript has a single exon. NCBI's taxonomy places the organism in Eukaryota, Haptophyta, Isochrysidales, Noelaerhabdaceae. Gene Ontology annotation, biological process: tRNA processing. Gene Ontology annotation, molecular function: tRNA dihydrouridine synthase activity; flavin adenine dinucleotide binding.
GUCCUCGCACCUAUGGUCGGCGCGAGUGAGCUCGCCUUCCGCCUCCUCUGUCGCCGUCACGGCGCACAGCUCUGCUACACGCCGAUGAUGCACUCGUCACGCUUUGCCUCCGACGCGGCCUACCGCGCGGCCGAGCUUUGCACGGCGCAGGGAGACGGCCCGCUGGUCGCACACUUUUGCGGCAACGACGGAGCGACGCUGCUUGCGGCGGCGCGGCUCGCGGAGCGGGCGUCCAAUGUGGUGGCUGUCGACCUCAACCUCGGCUGCCCGCAGCGGAGCGCCCACUCGGGCCACUACGGCGCCUUUCUG